CAGAAGACAGCAGUCUCUUCCCUCUUCCCCAGCUCACAGAGUUUGUUAGCUGGGCACAGGGUGCACAGCCCAGGCUGGGCUCCAUGGCUUCUGCAAGAGAUAGCAUGGCUGGGCAGCGGGCGCUGCUUCUAGUGGGCUUCUUUUACCCUGCGAUCCUGCUCUCAGAGGCUGCCAAGAUCCUGACAGUGUCUACAAUGGGUGGAAGCCAUUAUCUGCUGAUGGACCGGGUGUCUCAGAUUCUGCAAGAUCAUGGUCACAAUGUCACCAUGCUUAACCAAAGAGGAAAUUCUUUGAUGUCAGAUUUUAAAGAGGAGGAAAAAUCAUACCAAGUUAUCAGUUGGCUUCCACCUGAAGAUCAUCAAAGAGAAUUUAAUAAGAGUUUCAAUUUCUUUAUAGAAGAAGCUUUCAAUGGCAGAGGGAUAUUUGAAAACUUAUUGAAGGUGAAGGAACAACUGGGGUUUCAGUGCAGUCAUUUGCUAAGCAGAAGGGAUAUCAUGGAUUCCUUAAAGAAUGAGAACUUCGAACUGGUGAUAAUUGAAAGUUUUGACUACUGUCCUUUCCUGAUCACUGAGAAGCUUAGGAAGCCAUUUGUGUCCAUUCUCACCACGUCAUUUGCUGUUUUGGACUUCGGGCUACCAAGCCCCUUGUCCUAUGUUCCUGUGUACGGUUCCUUGUUAACUGACCACAUGGACUUCUGGGGACGAGUGAAGAACUUUGUGACUUUCUUCACUUUCUCUAGGCGACAAUGGCAAGUUCAGUCUAUGUUUGACAGCACCAUCAAAGAGCACUUCCCAGAAGGCUCAAGGCCGGUUUUGUCUCAUCUUCUACUGAAAGCAGAGCUGUGGUUCGUUAACUCUGACUUUGCCUUUGAUUUUGCCAGGCCCCUACUUCCCAACACUGUCUAUGUUGGAGGUUUAAUGGCCAAACCUACUAAACCAGUACCACAAUACUUGGAGAACUUCAUUGCCAAGUUUGGGGACUCUGGUUUUGUGCUUGUGACUAUGGGCUCCAUGGUGAACAUCGAUAGCUUCAAGGAAGUCCUCAAGGAGAUGAACAGUGCCUUUGCCCACCUCCCCCAAGGGGUGAUAUGGAGGUGUAAGCAUUCCCAUUGGCCCAAAGAUGUCAACAUGGCUGCAAAUGUGAAACUCAUGGAGUGGCUUCCUCAGAGUGACCUCCUGGCUCACCCCCGCAUCCGUCUGUUUGUCACCCAUGGCGGGCAGAACAGCAUCAUGGAGGCCAUCCAGCAUGGUGUGCCCUUGGUGGGCAUCCCUGUCUUUGGAGACCAGCCUGAAAAUAUGGUUCGAGUAGAAGCCAAAAAGAUUGGUGUCUCUAUUAAGUUAAAGGAGCUCAAGGCAGAGACAUUGGCUCUGAAGAUGAAACAAAUCAUAGAAGACAAGAGGUACAAGUCCGCAGCGGUGGCAGCCAGCGUCAUCAGGGGCUCCCACCCCCUGAGCCCCGCCCAGCGGCUGGUGGGCUGGGUCGACCACAUCCUGCAGACAGGGGGCGCUGCGCACCUCAAGCCGCGCGCCUUCCAGCAGCCCUGGCAUGAGCGGCACCUGCUGGACGUGCUGGGGUUCCUGCUGGGGCUCGCUCUGGGCACCGUGUGGCUUUGUGGGAAGCUGCUGGUCGUGGCGUGCAGGUGGCUGCGUGGGGCCAGGAAGCUGAAGGAAACGUGA
This is a messenger RNA of Nycticebus coucang (slow loris), 1676 nucleotides long. It is a transcript of the gene UGT3A2, whose product is annotated as UDP glycosyltransferase family 3 member A2. The transcript is spliced from 7 exons. The coding region runs from base 84 to 1676 and encodes 530 amino acids. Gene Ontology annotation, molecular function: UDP-glycosyltransferase activity. Lineage: Eukaryota; Metazoa; Chordata; Mammalia; Primates; Lorisidae. The record is from RefSeq and is a predicted model, not a curated record.